Messenger RNA from Cryptotermes secundus, 1249 nucleotides. RefSeq lists its product as uncharacterized. The annotation marks the transcript as partial. The transcript has a single exon. The record is from RefSeq and is a predicted model, not a curated record. Lineage: Eukaryota; Metazoa; Arthropoda; Insecta; Blattodea; Kalotermitidae.
ACAGGUCUAUCACAGAGAACAACAAGUGGCAGAUUGUGUCACAACAAUCAGCGACCGAUACUUUGCUUCCAACCACACUCUGGUUUACUCAAUUUCAAGCAGGGCUCGCUCCUUCUCAGCCUCGUUACGAAACAUAUCUGCCAGUGGGGAGUUCGCUGGAAGUUGGGUGGAAGUCCUGUUGGAAAGCAUGCAUUGGAUGGCACGAUGGCCGAUUAUCGUGUCUUGUCCAACAGGCGAAUUGAUGAAACAUGAUGACACAAAGUAUGAUGACAAUCACGGCAGCUACGUGUUGACCACGGCCUACCCGUGCAGGGAGAAGAGCGAAGCGCUGCUUGACGUAAGAGAGCAGAUCCAGCGACUGGAGUCUUAUCCUGCGUGGGACCCAAGACGCCGCUUUGUUGUGAUCUUGGUAGAAGAAGGAAACAACUGUGACACUAAAGUUACGGUGGAGGAAUUAAUGAAAGAACUCUGGAUAUGGAAGAUAAUUAAUAUUGUGAUCUUGGUGAAACAGAAUAGUGAUAUAAUUGAGAACCUUAAUAUAUAUUCCUGGUUUCCUUAUCAACCACCAUCAGGUGUGUGCGGUCAAAUGAUGGAAAAAGUACUUCUAGAUACAUGGGUAUCAAAUGAUACUUCUGGAUUUUUAAAAAGAAAUACGAAUUUAUUCCAGGAAAAAAUUCCAAAUAAAAUGAGUGGUUGUCCUCUAAGGGUACAAGUAGCACAUUUCCCACCUUACGUCAUAUUUCAGAAGGAUAACAAUUCUUUUGAAGACGUGUCUCCUUCUAUAGGAUUGGAUAUAGACAUGAUUCGUACUAUUGCCGAAGUUUUGAACAUGUCUCUGGAACUGGUACCUCUGUACGACACGUACCCUUGGGGUAAAAUGAUUAACGGGACGUGGUUUGGACUGAGGGGAGGGUUAAUGUACGGCAGAGCAGAUAUAGCUCUUGACGCGUGGUCCAUUAACUUGGAAGAUUACUUGCAGUUCCAGGGCACAGAGAGGUACUUUACUGACCACGUGACUUGGUACGUCCCUGGUGCAAAACCAAAAGCCCGCUGGAUGAGCGUUGGGCGUGUAUUCGCCAGGGACACAUGGUUCAUGUGUUUCUUCAGCAUCUUCGUCUCAGCGACCGUAUUCUGGAGCCUAGCUGCCACACAUUCCAAAUUUGAGGCUUCUCACAAGUACAGAAAUAUCUUCAAUUGUUUCUCUGAUUCUUGGGCUGUAGUUUUGGGAGUAUCCGUGCCUGAAAUUCCA